AUGAGUGGAUUCUUUAACAUCAGUGGUAAAUUUGGAAGCAAGACAAAACCUAAACGAUCUACAUCAUCAGUACGGCCCUUAUUCCUCUGUCAGCCUUACUGCAAUAACUCGAUCGUCAAGGGUAACUUCAAGACCAUUGUCCAGUUGCCCAAGUAUGUUGAUGCUAACGAAUGGCUUGCAGUGAAUGUGUUUGAUUUCUACAACUACAUCAAUAUGUUCUAUGGAUCCAUAUCGGAUUUCUGCACAGCACGAGAUUGUCCAAACAUGUCUGCAGGAGCAGGAUUUGAGUACCUUUGGAUGGAUGGGCAAAAAAAGACGAGUAAAGUGCCAGCACCGCAAUACAUUGACUUUGUCAUGAGCUGGAUCCAGACACUCAUUAACGAUGAAAAUACCUUUCCUACCAAAGAUGGACGUGAUUUUCCACCUACUUUUCAACAGACAGUACGCGCGAUCUUUAAACAAUUGAUCCGAGUUUUUGCACAUGUCUAUCAUUCACAUUAUGACAAGAUGCUUUCGCUCUGUCAAGAAGGUCAUUUCAACUCGCUUUUCGCGCACUUUGUCAGUUUUGGACGAGAAUUUGACCUGUUGGACAAAAAGGAUAUUGUACCCCUGCAAGAACUUAUUGACAUCAUGGAUAGCAAUGGAAUCCUCUGCUGA
Molecule: messenger RNA, 657 nt
Organism: Lobosporangium transversale
Lineage: Eukaryota; Fungi; Mortierellomycota; Mortierellomycetes; Mortierellales; Mortierellaceae
Product: MOB kinase activator-like 1-like protein A
Exons: 5
Coding region: 1-657 (218 amino acids)
Biological process (GO): positive regulation of protein phosphorylation; cell division; signal transduction
Cellular component (GO): nucleus; cytoplasm
Molecular function (GO): protein kinase activator activity
Source: RefSeq, a predicted model, not a curated record